Molecule: messenger RNA, 375 nt
Organism: Trichoderma citrinoviride
Lineage: Eukaryota; Fungi; Ascomycota; Sordariomycetes; Hypocreales; Hypocreaceae
Exons: 4
Coding region: 1-375 (124 amino acids)
Source: RefSeq, a predicted model, not a curated record
AUGGCACGAGAGAGACAAGAGACAAGAGGAAGAACGGCGACUCAGCUUUUCCGCGAGGCCAGGGCCCGGAAUCGGAUAAGGGCAAUUGAGGGUGACGCAGCAAGUACGAUUAAGAACCUCUGGAGGGACGGUAAGGUCCAGCCGCUCCCGUCGUUCGAGGAAAAGGCAGGCGGCCACACCCUGCCGCAGGUUACAGUGCAGCACAGUGCGCAUCUGGCCGUACCGCCGCCGUACAUGCAGCGUCGCACCCAAGCACAGCAGUUCCACGUCUCGGCCCAGUCGUACCUCGCCCGGCCCCGAUCAGUGCGCAGGUACUUCGGCGCGCACUUGGCCGCCAUCAUCCGCCAGCGCCAGCUCGGGCCCCGGGCAGGAUGA